This is a messenger RNA of Chlamydomonas reinhardtii, 2705 nucleotides long. RefSeq lists its product as uncharacterized. Bases 556 to 2145 code for a protein of 529 amino acids. The record is from RefSeq and is a predicted model, not a curated record. Lineage: Eukaryota; Viridiplantae; Chlorophyta; Chlorophyceae; Chlamydomonadales; Chlamydomonadaceae. The transcript has 11 exons.
AUUGAAAGAAAACGACGCCGGCCACGAGCUCGGCUGUCCUUGAAAGAAAGGGCACUGUGUAUAUCAAUAUAUUACGACUCACUGACACCUAUAUUGCAACCACUGGCUUCUAUAAUUGCAAUUUUUCUCAGGCUAUUGCGUUGUGCCUGUCAAGCACGGAAGGUCAUGUCAUGGCGCGAGCCUCGACUGACAGAGCCAGAGCGCUGGCCACAAACCGCUAACCGUGAACAAGAAGCCAUGAUUCAGACAUCGACACAUGGCCCUGCACAGCAUAGUUGUCGACCGGUUGCCUCGCGGGACCCCAGCGCUGCGCUACUCGUCCUACUGCUCCUCGUGAGUGCAUCAGGCGCCUUCGUCCGUGGCGCCCUCGCGCGCGAAGCUGUCACUAUAUCAUCGCUGCUAGGGCUGCGAGGAGAUGGCAAAGCGCGGAAAGAAGGCGGCGUGCGGGGGCCGGGCGCCGGCGGCGGGCUGAGGGAUGAGGACCUGGUUCUUGUCAUGGGCACGACAUCCGGCCGCCUCCACUUGGCACACACCAGCGCCCGCGAGGCACGAAACAUGCAGCUUUUCCACAGCGAUAGUGGCGGUAGCAGCAGCAAUGGCGCAAGUGGCAGGGAUGGCGGGCCAGUCCGUGUUGUGUACGUGCUGAAUGACUCCAGUGUAGCAGAGCGCCUGCAGCAGCAGGCGGAGGCCGCCGCAGCUGCGCAUGGCGGCGCCGGCGCCAGCCGCCGCAAGAGCAAGAGCGGCAGAAGCAGCGGCGACAGCAGCGGCAGCAGCCACGGCAGUAGCAGCGGCAGCGGCCACGGCAGUAGCAGUAGCAGUGAGACGUAUCUGUACUGGCCCGACCGGCCCGACAAGCGCCUGCCUGGGGACGGCCGGGUGGCGAUGGCGCCCUGGCUCGCCGCAAGGGCCAUGGACUACAAGUUCAAAUGGCUCCUGUACGGCGACGACGACACGCUGUUCUUCCUAGAUGCUGUCAAAGAGGUCCUGCGGGACUACGAUCCCGAACUGCCGUACGUGGUGUCGGACGAUAUAUGGCACAAGAACCGGCGCGGGCUGAUGGAGGCGCCGCGCUGCCUGCCCUGCCACGUCAGCACAGCCUGGCGGGAGGGCGUGGCGGCCGAGGCGGUGGCGGAGUGGGGGCAGGAGCAGCAGCAAAGGCGGAGCAGGAGAAGGAGGGGCAGCAGGCGAAGGAGGCGGCAAAGGCGGCGGCGGCAGCUGCUUGGGGGUCAGGAAGGGGAGGAGAAGGCUGCGGAGGGCGCAGAGGACGUGAAGGAGGAAGAGAUGGACAGCAUGGAAGGAGGAGGAAAAGGAGCAGCAGCAGCAGCGGCGGCGGCCGGCGGGGCAGGCGGCGGGGCAGGUAGCGGGGGGCGCGACCCGGGGCGGGCGGUGGGUCUGCCGUACAUCGGGUGUCCCUGCACGCCGCAGCUGGCGUGUCGAUACACACUGGAGCUGCUGGGGCUGGCGGGGGCCGACGACAUGGAGGGCGAGGGGGAGGAGGAGGAGGAGGCAGGUGACACGGCGGCUGGCGGGGAUGCCGGCGCGGGCGGCCGGCAGGUGUGGGCGCCCGAGAGCGGCAAGUGGGGCUUUCCUCCCGGCUACCCCACCCGCUGCGACUUCCCGGUGUUUAAUGGCGGCUCAGGCGCGUUCAUUUCCGUGGGCGCCUUCAAGAAGGUGGGCUUCGAGGAGGCUCUCAAGUGCUUCUACGACGACACCCAAGCGCUCACGUCCAAGCCCCAGUCGCUCAAGGCCAUGGCGCACGGCGACCGCAUGGUGUCGCUGUGCUUCUGGAUGCACGGCCUGGCGCCCACGGACCCGGGACUGGCGCUGGCACCCGGGCGGCAGGAGCUGCAUCCCGGGGGCCGCGUGCUGGACAGCGAGGCCAUCAAGCUGCGGGGCCUGCACCAGCUGCUGUCCGGGCAGGCGCCGCCGCAAACGCUGUGGUCGUACAUCUACGCCGCCUCGUCGCACGUGCGCCACAGCAACAUCUCCGCGCUGGUGACGCGGCAGGUGGCGGCGCUGGCGCCGGGUGCGCGCUACCGGGCGCAGGCGCUGCUGCAGGCGCGCGGCGAGUGGGGGCGCGGUGCGCUGGACGAGCAGGUGGAGCGGGGGGCCGGAGGCGAUGAGGAGGAUGGCGGUGGUGGCUAGUGAUGCUGGCGCUGGUUGAGAUGUGUGGUGAUGAGAGUGGGGAAGAGGGGGGUGAGGAGGAGGAGCAGAGAGGGUAGGGAUAACUGGGCAUUGUUGCUGGCGCGCUGAUGCUGCAUGGGAUGGCGGACUGGAGGCUAAGUAUGACUUUCAGGUGCUCAAGUGGCCUGGUGAGGCCUGGUGGUGGCAAGGCAGCUUGAGACGAGCGGCAGAGUGGGCGGCUCUGAGCUAUUGGCGAUGCAAAGCGUGGAUUUGUUCAGCGGUAUGAGAGGCACUGAAACUGGGUGGACGGAAUUAUGGGGCGCCGCGGAAGUUGGCGUUCAAGGGAGGGGGGAGAGGCGAGCGAGCGUGGGUGAAGCAACCCCGCUGCGCCCCUCAACUCGCGAUACCCAAUCGCUUUUGUGUUUAGCAUCUCAACUUCUGUCGUGUAUCAAUUCGACUAUACCGCGCCUGCGUUGGCUGAGAGCGACGGCCCGGCAGUUGCAACAUGCAUGUCGUCCCUGCCCCUCGAGACCGCUGUCGCUGGUGUCGCCAAGUACCUGCUCUAAACAACAACCCUUCGA